This is a messenger RNA of Bombus terrestris (buff-tailed bumblebee), 2845 nucleotides long. It is a transcript of the gene Pfrx, whose product is annotated as 6-phosphofructo-2-kinase/fructose-2,6-bisphosphatase 1. NCBI's taxonomy places the organism in Eukaryota, Metazoa, Arthropoda, Insecta, Hymenoptera, Apidae. The transcript is spliced from 8 exons. Bases 559 to 1959 code for a protein of 466 amino acids. The record is from RefSeq and is a predicted model, not a curated record. Gene Ontology annotation, cellular component: cytosol. Gene Ontology annotation, molecular function: ATP binding; fructose-2,6-bisphosphate 2-phosphatase activity; 6-phosphofructo-2-kinase activity. Gene Ontology annotation, biological process: fructose metabolic process; fructose 2,6-bisphosphate metabolic process.
UCAAAAAUCCAAUAUAUAUCUAUGAUUCGUUUUCAUCUUAAAAUAAAUAUCAUUCUUUCAGCGUAUCAAUUCUUUUUCAAAAAGAUAUGUCUUAUGUAUAAAAUGAGAGUAUUUUUUAACACAGUGAAACGUCAUUUGAUAUUCGUUUUAUAAAAGAAAACGGAGCCACACGAUGAGAGUUACUGCUGACAAGAUUUGCCCGCAUCACGAUCUGUACGUAAUAAUAAUCGCUGUAAGAUUCAAGGGAUAUGCAUUGCGUUGCGCGGUGCGUACUAAAGUCUGGACUUCUCCGGUGAACAGUAGAUGCGCAUAGUUCUCCUGAAGAAGAGUCUUCUCUCUCUCUCUCUCUCUACCUCUCUCCCACAUUGGAUGAGGCCGCAGUGACAGUGAACUUAACACGACGAACUUCUAAUGCGUGUUUAAUAAGUGACACAUACGUGGAGUGUUUUGGUUUAGUGAAAUUGAGAUUUCAGUGUUCCUUUUCUAAAUAAAUAGAAAUUACUGAAACAUCUGUACGAGUCUACUGAGGCUAAAAGAAGAUCUACAUGGUGUCGUAGGAUGACUGAUCCAAAAAUCAAAAUGCAUUACACACCACCGAGCUCGGACACCAUUCAAACAAAGCCUUUUCCUAUUCGUGGCGAACGAGCGAAUUGUGUAAACAAGCCGCAUGUGAUUGCUAUGGUGGGGUUGCCUGCCCGUGGUAAAACGUACAUCUCAAAGAAGCUGUGUAGAUACCUCAAUUGGAUUGGUAUAAAUACAAAGGUGUUCAACUUGGGAGAAUACAGGCGACAUGCAACCACUGCUUAUCAAUGCCACGAAUUUUUCCGUCCUGAUAAUAUUAAAGCAAUGGCAAUACGUACCCAGUGCGCGAUGGACGCCCUUAAGGACGUCUGCCAAUGGUUGGAGAGCGGUGACGGCGAAGUGGCUGUUUUCGACGCCACCAACUCGACCAUCGAGAGACGACAACUAAUCAGGGACAUCGUGGUCGAGAAAAUGGGCUUCAAGCUCUUUUUUGUUGAAUCUGUUUGCAACGAUCCUGAGAUCGUUGAACAGAAUAUUAUGGAAGUAAAAGUGAGUAGUCCAGAUUAUACGAAUAUGAACAAGGAGGAAGUAUUGGCUGAUUUCAUGCUGCGAAUCGAGCACUAUCGAGAAAAGUAUCAGCCAUUGGAUGAGAAUCAAGAAAGCGAUUUAUCCUUUAUGAAAAUUUACAACACUGGCGAGAAAGUGCUAGUCCAUAAGCACGAGGGUCACAUACAAAGUAGGAUAGUUUAUUACCUUAUGAACAUCCAUAUAGUGCCACGUACGAUCUAUUUAACUAGGCAUGGCGAAAGCGUGAUGAACCUCGAAGGUAAGAUAGGCGGAGACUCGGAGUUAAGCGUUAGAGGCUGGGAAUAUGCCAAAGCAUUGGCUAACUACAUCACUGGUCAGGAUAUUCAGGGAUUGCGAGUGUGGACUAGCUGGCUGAAGAGGACCAUUCAAACGGCAAGCGACGUGAAUGUGCCCCAAGAAAGAUGGAAAGCGUUAAAUGAAAUUGACGCGGGUAUUUGUGAAGAAAUGACUUAUGAAGAAAUCGCAGAAAAGUAUCCGACAGACUUUGCCGCGAGAGAUCAAAAUAAAUUCUCAUAUCGUUAUCCGAGAGGGGAAAGUUACGAAGAUCUGGUCGCGCGAUUGGAACCAGUGAUAAUGGAAUUAGAACGACAGGGUAAUGUUUUGGUUGUUAGCCACCAAGCAGUUUUGCGAUGUCUAUUUGCUUACUUCCUAGACAAAAGUGCGGAUGAAUUACCAUAUUUACAAGUGCCACUACAUACUAUUAUUAAAUUAACGCCAGUUGCCUAUGGCUGUAAGGUGGAACAUAUUCGAUUACCAAUUGACGCAGUGAAUACUCAUCGACCAAAACCAAAGAUCCCGGGAUAUCUAGAGGAACAAUUCCGAAGGAAAGAAACAUUGCCUCGCACCUGAUAACGACAACAUUGUAGCACGACAGAGCUAAUUCUAAUCGUCGUUACGAGGUGCUGAAGACGCAUUCUUUUGGCAGCUGGCUGCCUUUAUACGUCCGAUGCAACGUGCAUCCAUUUAACUCCUUAUUUUAAUCAAAUAUACACGAAAUAUGUCCGAUAUCAUCCGACAUUAUUUCUAUACAAAUUACGUGAUCAAAGGGUUCCUUUCUGUUCUGUCGAUUUUCUAAUACGUGCCGUAUACUAGUGUAGCGUUAAAACGUGACAAAUUUUGACUUGUGACGAAAUACAGAUGUUUGUAUGUAAUCGAAAUCACGGAGAGAAUCCUAUGAAACUUAAAUGCAUAUGUAACCACAUACGUAAAUUUGUUGUGAUACUGAGUUUCCUGAUAUUUAAAAUCCUAUAUCUAUAUUUUGAGUAUUAUAUUUUAAAAAAUGGUAUCGCAUUAAACAUGUUUAACUUCUCGAUUUGUUAUAUAUUUCGUGUUGUUUGUAAAUCGUCAAUAGGAAAGAAAAGAAAAUCAAUCCCCGCAGGUAUUUCUAACAUACAUAGUGGUUAUAUAAUGACGUUUAUGUAUUUUAUAGAAAUGUUUUAUUAAUACUAACAUAUUCUGGCAAUUAUGAACUUAUCAAGUUGCGUAUAUUAUCGAUUAGGAAACAGCUGUUUUUAAUCUUCUACGGAAACUAUCGUGCCGAGCGAGAAUCAUGUUAUAUUUCAACAAUUUAUCUUUUUUACUGGUAUUAGGAAAUAGAUUCCAAAAUAUUUUUGUCAAGAAGAUUAUGCUGUGUAGAAAAUCGAAAACUUUUCGAAGUGUAAUUUAUUUUAAGAGAAGUGUACAUAUUUUUUUAAUACCCUUCACGAUGAGAAAAAGUACAUUUACUUGAAAACAA